AUGUCAAGAGAUGACUGCGAGCUCGAGAUAUCAGACAAGGUGCUUCAUCUGAUAGUACAUACACCACCGCCAGGCGGAGAGUAUGGCGGCCCGUUUGAACUGGGACACAAGCUUGAAGGCGACGAUGCAGGCGAAGAUGAGGUCGCUGAUCCAGAGCUUGAUGCUCCACUAAGGGCCGAGGAUGGGCUGCUGGUUGACGGUGUUGUUGAUCCGGAAGCGUUCAAAGAUGGCGAGAUAGAGAUUGUCUUUGAGGUCGUAAUCGAGGCCGACGUAGGAGACGAAUUCGUGACCACCGAGCUAGUGACCGACCCAGGCGCUGAAAUUGAGUUGGAAAUCGGAGACGACGAGCCGCUCAAUCUCAGAUUGCCUGAGCUUACGCUAGGCUGGGAGCUUGAGCUCAGCUGGCGCGACGUCGGAGAUAGCGUUGAAACCAUCGACGGGCUGGAGAUGCCACUGAGCGUUGAUAACGAGAGUCCUAGUCCACUUAUUGAGCUGGGAGAUGAUGCAGACGAUGUAGUUGUUACAGAUAGCGGGCCUGAGGAGGUUGGAGUAGGCAAUGCUGAAGUUGUUCGAGAGGAGCCGGAUAAAUUAUUCGAUGUAGUGGAUGGGACUGAGUUCAUGGAUGGGCUAGAUUCGCUACUUGGAGGGGAAGAGACACCUUUCCCACCGAAUGAGCUGGGUGGAGCUGAAAUUAAUCUAGAGGAGGUGGAUGAAGUAUUCGAGGUAACGGAUGAUACUGAAAUGAUUGAUAGACUGGAACCGCUACUAGUCGGAGGGGUAGAAACUUCUUUUCCACUGAACGAGCUGGGUGAAGACGAAGUCGAUCCGGAGGAACUGGAUGAAGUACUUGACAGGACUGAAUCUGUAGAUGAGCUAGAGCUGCUACUAGGUGGGGGAGAAGAAAUGUCUUUUCCACUGAACGAGCUUGGUGAGGGCGAAGCUAUGGGUGAGAUGGAGCUACUACUAGGCGGAGGUGAAGAGACGCCUUUUCCACUAAAGGAGGUGGGCGAAGGCGAAACCGCUAAAGAUGAGCCAGAGCUGCUACCGGGAGGAGAAGAACCCCCAUUUCCACUGGAACUGAAGAAGCUGGGAGAAGCUGGCGAUGUCGAAACUGGCGAAGAGAACGCGCUGGAGGACGCGGUCCCAGACGGACUGCUACUCGAUGCCCCUGAUGAUGAUACCGGACCCGGAGAAGAGGGCGCACUUGAGAGCGAACUUAAAGAUAGACUGCUGCUCGACCCUCCAGACGGUGAUACCGAAGCCGGAGAAGAAAUUACGCUUGAGAACGAGCUUCCAGAAAGACUACUGCUCGUUCCGAGAGACGAUGAUGUCGGAGACGGCGAAGAGGCCGAGCUUGGAGAGAUUGCCACUGAAAGGGUAGUGGGAGUAGUCGUUGGAACUGAUGAUGGGGAUCCUGAGACGCUGCCUGAAGUCGUUGCGGAUACAGAAGCGGGACUAGUGCCGCUAGUUGUUCCGAGAUUCAAUGACGUUGGAGACGGCGAAGAGGCCGCGCUUGAAGAGAUUACCACCGAAAAGGUAGUAGGAAUAGUCGUUGGGACUGACAACGGAGACUCCGAUGCGCUACCGUUCGAUGAUGGUGAUCCCGAAGAAGCAGUAGACGAUAAGACGGAGGAGCCGGCAGUGAAACUCGUACUAGAGGCGUUACUGAAGAUUCCCGAUACUGAAAUUGAUACUGAAGAAGAGGAACCGGUACUGGCACUCGUAAAAGAAAAAUUGCUAAGGGUCUCCGACACCGUAAUUGAUAUUGACGAAGAGCUCGAAGGAAGUAGAUAUGCUACGCAUGUUCCUGGGGCGGACACCAAUUCCGGCUGUACAUCGAGGACGAUGAAGAAGCACUGUGAUGAAAUACCGGUACUCGGUUGUGUAGCCGCUGAUGAAGAGAGUGUUACACCGGACAGACUGCUGGACGCUCCGUGUGUUGAUGUUGGAGAUGACGUAGAUAUAUUCUGUGAGAAACUGCUUGUUGCUGAUGUAAUGCUUGGCGAUGAAACACCUGUACUCGAUCCAGUGCUUGCUAAGGAAGAAAUUGUAGUAUUUGACGAGUUGCUAGGUCCUCCAGACGUCAAGGUGGGCUCUGAUACGAUAUUGGUCGUACUAGUCAAAGUAAGUGACGAGAGCGCUGAGGAGUUGCCAGUAUUCGACGCGGUACUCAGAGAUGGGCCACUACUGGAAGAGGAAUUUCCUGGGCUAGAGGUAGAACUCGGUGCUGAGAUAGUACCGCCGAAUGACGAAGAUGCGGUAGAUGAUUGGCUACUUGGGGACGAGAGAGAAGCUUCGGAAGAGCCCAUAGUUGAGCUUGGCGCGGCGUUUAGAGAAGAGCUAUUGCUGGACGGUGAAGAUCCUGGACCCGAUAGACUGCUUGAUGAUGAAGUACUGAGAGAUUCAAAGGCCGAAGCUGCUGGAGAAAGCGUCUCCGAAGUAGUUACCCCAGAGGAGUUAGAGGAGCCAGAGAAAAAUUAUGAGGCUGGAACUAGACGGCGUAGAGCUUGGCGGCGACUGGAAGAAAGCACGCUGAACGACCCUGGAGAGCUAGUGGGUGGUAUAAUCAACGAAGGCGAGCUAGGGGCUGUCGAGAGGCUGCCAGUGAUGGAGAAGUUGCUACUCACUCCGGUCAUCGAAGAUGAAGAACUUAUUGAUGAAUUACCCAUCGUAGUGGUAAAAGAUGGCAAAGAUGCUGAUUGGGAGACGCCGUUGGUGCUGCUAGAAACCGUGAGAGUAAGAUUGGUUCCAGAAGUAGAUAGAGAUAGGCUCGGGGAAAAGGGGCUUAACGCAGAAGAACUCGAGGGAAGACGGCCAGCCCACGCUGCAGGCGACGAAGUGAAAGCGAGCGCGCUUGAAGUAGUAGCUGUCCCUGACAGUCCUCUAGUGGUGUUUGUGGUAGUCGGCGAUGAGAUACCUGAGCUUGAGCCGGCCGUCAAGCUUGACGACGACGUUGUGGCGGAUGGACUACUGCUGACUGAUAGUAUACUUUGUGUGCUGUUUAGGAGUAUUGAACUGACUAUCGAAGACGCAUUAGACGAUGGUGAUACCACGGCAGUCUCGAUGACGACGGAUGCCGAAGUAAUUGAGACACUACUUUCCGAGCUGCUCAAAAGUGGAGAAAUGACUAUCCAAGAGACACUAGACGAUGGCAAUACCGUGGGACUUUCACUAACGGAAACCGAAGUGUUUGAGGCACUUUCUGAGCUGCUCAAGAGCGGUGAACUAGCCGACGAGGAUACGAUGGACGACGUGGGCACCACGCUGCUCUCACUCAGAACGGGUGCCGAAGUGACCGAGAUGUUCUGUGGGCUGCUCGACAGCGGCGAACUGACUGUCGAGAACACGCUGGACGAUAGUGAUGCCGUGGAACUCUCGCCGACAGCGCACUCCGAAGUGACCGAGGCGCUUUGUGUGCUGCUCAAAAUUGGGGAGCUGGCCAAGGGCACGCUCGACGAUAGUGAUACCACGCUGCUGUUAUUGACAACGGGCGUAGAAGUGAGCGAGAUACUUUCCGAGUUCGAGGGUGCAAGUGAGCUGGCAAGCGAGCUUGAAGAAGAAGUCAACGAACGCGAAACCCAAACCGCAGCACAUGUGCCAGGAGAAUUGAUAGAUACGGAGCCGGAAAUUGUAUCGCCUGAGGAGACCAGAUUACUACCAUCUUCCACUCCACAGCACAUUGCUGCAGAUGGAGUAGAAGAUAUUGAGCUAAUUGUUGUGCUUCCUGAGAGGUUGCUUGUACUAGCGGAUGUUCCGGAAAUACUCAGUUCUAAAGAAGACUCGAUUGACGACGAUGGUUCGAUUGACGACGUUUCAGUCGACGGCGAGACACUUGAUGCUCCGCUCGAGGGUGUAUUGGAUAAUGACGCCGAUCCUGACGACGGCACCACGCUGCUCUCUACAGAUACAGAUCCCAAAGUAGACGAAACAUUCUCUGAACUAGAGAAAGCAGUGGAGGUGACCGUCAAGCUUGCCGAAGAAGAUAAGGAGCUCGGGAGUCGUACAGCUGCACAUGAAUCAGGGUAUUCGAAAGUUCCCAAUGGCGAUCCGGGGAUAAACCACGCUUCAUCACAAGUGCUAAGGUCUUCACAUGAACCCACACAAUCUGCGAAUGACGGGGCAACGGUAGUGUUGUACUACGCAAGCGUACCGCCUUCCGCCACUCCACAGCAUGUCGCUACAUAUGAGGUUGAAGAGGAUGAAGGACAAGAACUGGCAUUUUCUACGGAAGAAGAAAAGGUUGAAGACGUCACGGAUGACGAUGAAAUGGAGAUAUUUAGGCUACUGCCCGUGGUCGAUGAAUCUGUUGCGGUGGCUGCUAUAGUAGAGCUUGAUAUCGACGGUCCGGGAGAAGCGAAACUUGAUGUGGAGAGUGAAUACUUGAUGUCUCAGAAGCGGAGUACGGAGAAGAUAGUGAUGAUGACGGUACCAGGCUCACGGAACUCGAUUCUGAGGAUACUGCAACGCUCGAAUUGCUCGGGAGGGAUACCGUCGGUUCGGAUGACUGGAUCAGACUUUGAAGGGCUCGAAGUCACAGUGUCGAUACUCGAAGCCGCCGAAGACGACGUCAAAGACUCUGACAAUGUCUCCGAAAGAGAAGUCGAAAGUAGGCCGCUGCUCGACUCGACGGAAGAUGGCGGGGGGUUUAAGGAACUAUAACUUGUCGAUUCCGCUGACGAUGUCAGAGAUUGUAAUAAUGACCCCGAGAGAGAAGUAGAAAGUGAACCAGUGCUCGACGCGACUGAAGAUGGCAGGGAAUU
Mytilinidion resinicola is the source of this 4760-nucleotide messenger RNA. RefSeq lists its product as uncharacterized. The record is from RefSeq and is a predicted model, not a curated record. Lineage: Eukaryota; Fungi; Ascomycota; Dothideomycetes; Mytilinidiales; Mytilinidiaceae. The coding region runs from base 1 to 4659 and encodes 1552 amino acids. The transcript is spliced from 14 exons.